This is a messenger RNA of Clonostachys byssicola, 618 nucleotides long. Lineage: Eukaryota; Fungi; Ascomycota; Sordariomycetes; Hypocreales; Bionectriaceae. The record is from the annotation of a GenBank genome assembly.
AUGAAGGUCAACACCUGUCUGUCCGUGGCUGCAAGCCUUGUGGUUUCGCCAGCGCUAGCUGACUCCUGUACUCCUUUUCCAUCCUCCCUUGUUGCCUUUUCGAGCGAUUUCAAGCAACCAGAACCGCCGCUGGUCAAAUCCGAAUUUGAGACUCAGUUUGUCCAGCAUAAGUGGAAUCAAAACCUGUCUCACAUCACAACCGGAUACAUACUCAACUCCCCUUCCAAAGGCUUCGUUCGGGUCGAUCAAGCAAACGAUGAGGGGUUCGGGACCUCGUUGUUCAACUAUGCAAACGUCACUCAAGAUGGUCAGGUCGAUAACAUCCUAACAAUGUAUAACGCCAACUCUACAACUCCAUACAUCUGGCAGGGUUAUGUGAACUCAAACUUCCCCAUCUUCCAGGAAGAUAUCCUGGUCCAGGCUGGGGCUGUGUUCAGCGGCGUUGUCAAAAGAACCUUUUGGCCUGGGCAAAUUGCCGCUUGGAACAUCAUUUACCAGGGAGUGAUCCCCGUGACCGUAUUCGUCAACACCUGCAAUGUUGUAGUUGGUUAUGACUACUUCGCUCCUGUGGAGAGAACUCAAGUAAUCACCGAGUUUUUCGACCUCAAGGCUGAGUAA